Setaria italica (foxtail millet) is the source of this 1548-nucleotide messenger RNA. Its product is annotated as putative E3 ubiquitin-protein ligase RING1b. Gene Ontology annotation, molecular function: ubiquitin-protein transferase activity. The record is from RefSeq and is a predicted model, not a curated record. The transcript is spliced from 4 exons. NCBI's taxonomy places the organism in Eukaryota, Viridiplantae, Streptophyta, Magnoliopsida, Poales, Poaceae. Bases 306 to 1334 code for a protein of 342 amino acids.
GCCAAAAAUUAGAUCUGUCGGCGACAACCUCACGAACCCGGCGGUUUUCUUCAGAGACCAAGGUCUCAGUGCUCACUUCUCAGUCCUCACUCAUCAGUCAUCAGUCAUCACCCUCACUCUCCCAGCUCCAGCGCUCAUCCCGCUAUGGUUCGCCGCCGCCGCCCUUGACUGAAACCCUAGCGCCUCCCCCGCUGCAGCUCUCCUGGCCGGGUGGUGCUUCCUCUUCCCCGACCGCACCUCACUGCCGAAGCGCCGACGGCGACCCCUCGAGCGGCGCGGCCCCAAUCGAGCGGCGUCUUAGUCCUAUGGGCAUAACCCGCAGGACGAAGCAGGCUCUGAUUUGCCACGAAGUCAUCUUGAGGAAAAGGGGCCGGCAAGCUUCGCCUGUUGCCGGCCCGUGCUCCCACGGCGCCGCCGUCGCGCAGGGCGCGGAUUCGGCGGAGGUGAUGGGGCGCCGCUCGAGCAUCGCGCCGUGCGUCGCCUGCGUGCUCUGCGGCGGCCUACUCCGCGACGCAGCCGUCAUCCCCGAGUGCCUCCAUUCCUUUUGCAGGGAAUGCAUAGUUGAGAAAUUCACAGAUAAGAAUAUCAACCGCUGUCCUAAGUGCGACACUGAUUUGGGCUGUAAUCCACUGGAGAAACUCAGAAAUGAACUCACUGACGAGGUGGACCCAUGGAUAGUAGCCGUUGAGAGGAGCAAGACAAGGAUGGCCACUGAUGAGGAAUGGAGCACCGAAGGAUGGACGGCCGCAAUGACGAGGGAGGAGGUGGGCCGAGAGGAGGUGGCCGAGCGGGCCAAUGCCGCCACCGCGGCGAGGGAGGAGGCGGACGAGGCGCGGGCGCUGGAAGUGGUCUCGGCGCGGGCGCUGGAAGGGGUCUCGGCGCUGACGGCCCAGGUCGAGGCCGAGCGCGCCCGUGCGCAGAGCCUGGAGGACCAGGUUGUCCGCCUGCGCCGUGAGCUGGAGGCCGCGCGUGCCUCCGAGGCCGACGCUAGGCGGCAGGUCGCGGACCAGAAGCGGGAGGCGGAGACGACGGCCGAGAUGACGCGCAGUGCCGUCGACAGCGCGGGCCAUCAGCUGGAGGAGUACGGACUGCGGCCCACGGAGGAGGAGCGCACUGUCGCCGCGGAGACCGCCGAGUACGUGCUGGCCUGCUGCCUGAGCCGCGACCCCUCCUUCGGCCUGGAGAUAGUGCUGGAGGGUGUGGCGGCCGACGAGGUGGACAAGCUGCGGGGUCGCGCACGGGAGACGGCGUUGAGGCUGGCCCAGAUUAUGGUCCGAAACGACUCUCCACCACAAGCUGGCGACGACUCGGACGGCGACGGCGUGGAUGCCUGAUGGUGAUGGACGACGACGGGCUGCCAUGUUUUUCCACACGAAGCUGCUGUAAUUUGGAUGCUGUAAAUGUAAUUAAGCUGACUUUGCAUUAUACUCCCCAUCAGCCGUCCACCGCCAAGCAAUGUGGUCAGGUUCAUGUUCAUCUGUGAGAUUUAUUUUGCUGAACCAAGAACCCAAAGCUGAACAAACCAUGAGUCCCAACUCCGAUUUUCUA